Molecule: messenger RNA, 1131 nt
Organism: Caenorhabditis bovis
Lineage: Eukaryota; Metazoa; Nematoda; Chromadorea; Rhabditida; Rhabditidae
Source: the annotation of a GenBank genome assembly
AUGUUCCACAAAUUUGGGCGCGAGGCGCAAUUGGCGUUGAAUCAAGCGCUGGAUGGCAAAGAGCCGAAAGGGUGCUUGAUGGAAUGCGGCAUGAAUCAUUUAAUGGCUGAUAAUAUUCUAGCCUCAAUCGAUGUCUCCGACAUCCGAUCAUCAAUGGGAAGCAACGAGGUGGACGCGAGCGGCGAGCGUCGCAAUCUCGUCUCGCAAACAUUGAAAGCCGCCGAAGAUUACCGCCGCCGGAAUAUGCAGUACAAGUCGAUUGCGUUGAGAUCGCUGCGUUAUGAUCGAAUCGAUUACAAGGCGCUGGCACGGCAGAGUCCUUAUCGGGAUGAUCGCCUGGGACCCCAAAAACCCAUCGAGUUCCCGAAAGAUUAUUCCGACAUGAUCGUCGCGGUGUCCGUCUAUCACGGCUACAGUCGCGAAUUGAAAUAUCACGAGGUUCGACUCGGCCGAUUGCUCAAAGUCACCGAUCGCAUCGAGCUCACCGGCGAGAACACGCUGGCCGAUUUGAGGAACGCGUUCGGCUGUCCGGCGGACUACACGUUUUGCGAGGAUUUCAGCGAGAAGAAGCCGCAACUCAAUGAUAUUGCCAAGAACAAAUUUCCGUCGUCGAUGUUCUUCAUUCACGACACCUUCUACAUCGAUCCGUCCGACGAUCCGAACGUCGUCGAUCCGUCGCUGGAGAUCCGCAAUUGGGCGUCGCGUCGUCGUUCGAUGUUCGACGAGUUCGACGUGCGGCCGAUGAGAAGCCAAAAAAUCGGCGAACUCGUUGGACGACUUGGUCUCCCAUACGUCUACAUUCAUCAGGGCGUCUGCGAGCAUCUCGUUGUUCUCAAUGACGUCAUCAUGAGAAAUGAAUCGCACGAUGACGUCGAAUUCCCACGACGUCUCAUCGAGCGCAAUUCGCGUCGCGUCUCGUGCGCACUGUGCGCCGAAUCAUCGGCAGAAUGGGCGAUCAUGGAGCACGACGAUCUGUUGCCGUCGAAUCCCGGCUUUCUGUGCGACGCGUGCUAUCGCGAGUUGUGCUUCGACGCCAACCAACGCAAAGUGUGCAAUUUCGUCGCGACACCGUACUUUGACAAGAAGGAGGUCGGCGAGUGCUCGCAAUUCGUCGAUCAGUUGAGAUUUUGA